AUGGAGGCAAAGCUUUCAGGGAUCAAGAACAUCUCGACUGUAACAACAAAGAUUUUCUGCGUCGAGAAACUUGCAAACGGGGAGAUGAAAAUCAGGUUGGAUCUCGAUGACCACCCUCUCCCUCCUCCAGACGGGAGCUCGGACUCAGAAGGCUCCAACGCGCCAUCUGAGAACUCACCCACCUCGUCCUCUGUGUACCUAUCUCCAACCCCCGAGAGCGUGGAAAUCCACUGA
Messenger RNA from Coprinopsis cinerea okayama7#130, 234 nucleotides. RefSeq lists its product as hypothetical. Bases 1 to 234 code for a protein of 77 amino acids. The record is from RefSeq and is a predicted model, not a curated record. Lineage: Eukaryota; Fungi; Basidiomycota; Agaricomycetes; Agaricales; Psathyrellaceae. The transcript is spliced from 2 exons.